Prosopis cineraria is the source of this 658-nucleotide messenger RNA. Its product is annotated as protein TIFY 5A. Gene Ontology annotation, biological process: regulation of defense response; response to wounding; regulation of jasmonic acid mediated signaling pathway. Lineage: Eukaryota; Viridiplantae; Streptophyta; Magnoliopsida; Fabales; Fabaceae. The transcript has 3 exons. The record is from RefSeq and is a predicted model, not a curated record. Gene Ontology annotation, cellular component: nucleus. The coding region runs from base 85 to 444 and encodes 119 amino acids.
CUACCAACUUCUCUUCGUCGUCGUGGUUGUCAUCAUUUCUUCUUCUUCGCCUCUCGCUCUGUAAAAGCUGUCCGGACUCCAAACAUGAGGCGGAAUUGCAACCUGGAGCUUCGUCUUUUUCCUUCCGGCGAUUCCUCUCACCUCCAUGAGAUGACUGAACAAGAUAGUGAAAGCCCGCAGCAGAAUCUGCAGAAGCUCACCAUUUUCUACGACGGCAAGAUGUGUAUUUGCGAUGUCACCGAGCUUCAGGCCAGAUCGAUCUUAAUGCUUGCUAACAGAGAAAUGAAAGGAAGAGCGAGGACACCAAACGGAUCGGAGCCGUCUUCACCAAACACAGUGCCCUCGUACAGCCCAAGUAGUGGUCUCUCUAUGAAGAGAUCGCUGCAGAGUUUCCUCCAGAAGAGAAAGAAUCGAAUCCUUGAAGCUUCCCCCUACCAUCACUAGCCAAACUCAAUUUAAAGAGACUCAAUUUUUCAUUUUGUUGAUGUCAGAGAGAUUUAGAGUCGAUUACUUUUUGGGCGAUAUAAAUCCCUUAAUUGGUCCUCUUUUGAAGGGCUUGUAAAUUAUAUAUAUGAAUAUAUGAUCACUUAAUUUGUAGCUCGGUCGGGUAUUGAAGUUACUGAAUUUCUUGAUUAUUAACGUCAAGUUUAUUUCUUUA